CGUGCUGGCAUCUCCCGCUUUGCCAGUCUCGCGUCUCCGCCGUCGCGUCUCCCUCCUGCGCCCCCUGCGCCUCCCAGCAGGCGCCGGCUCUCCCCUCCCUCCUCCUCCGGCUCUCGCGGACUCAUUCGCACGGGAAGGAGGCGGCUGCACGCCUGGCCGUCUAAGCGGGCACAGCUCCGGCUGAGGGAGGACUUCACGGACGCAGGUUGGGUGGGUGCAGCGGCGAGAGCCACGGCGAGGGAGAUCUGGGGUAGCAUGGCCGGGAGAAGCGCCUUCCCCGCCGCCGCGCUCCGGCUCUGGAGCAUCCUCCCGUGCCUGCUGGUACUGCGGGCGGAGGUCGGGCAGCCGCGGGAGGAAAGCCUGUACCUGUGGAUCGAUGCUCACCAGGCAAGAGUGCUCAUAGGAUUUGAAGAAGAUAUCUUGAUUGUUUCAGAGGGGAAAAUGGCCCCUUUUACACACGAUUUCAGAAAAGCACAACAGAGAAUGCCAGCCAUUCCUGUCAAUAUCCAUUCCAUGAAUUUUACCUGGCAAGCUGCAGGGCAGGCAGAGUACUUCUAUGAAUUCCUGUCCUUACGCUCCCUGGAUAAAGGCAUCAUGGCAGACCCAACUGUCAAUGUCCCUCUGCUGGGAACAGUGCCUCACAAGGCAUCAGUUGUUCAGGUUGGUUUCCCAUGUCUUGGAAAACAAGAUGGAGUGGCAGCUUUUGAAGUGAACGUGAUUGUAAUGAAUUCUGAAGGCAACACCAUCCUACAGACGCCUCAAAAUGCUAUCUUCUUUAAAACAUGUCAACAAGCCGAAUGCCCAGGAGGGUGCCGAAAUGGAGGCUUUUGUAAUGAAAGACGCAUCUGUGAGUGUCCUGAUGGAUUCUAUGGCCCUCACUGCGAGAAAGCCCUUUGCACACCACGGUGUAUGAACGGCGGGCUCUGUGUCACUCCUGGGUUCUGCAUCUGCCCACCUGGAUUCUAUGGAGUCAAUUGUGAUAAAGCAAACUGCUCAACUACCUGCUUUAAUGGAGGGACCUGUUUCUACCCUGGGAAGUGUAUUUGCCCUCCAGGACUAGAGGGGGAACAGUGUGAAAUCAGCAAAUGCCCGCAACCCUGCCGAAAUGGAGGUAAAUGCAUUGGGAAAAGCAAAUGUAAGUGCUCCAAAGGUUACCAAGGAGACCUCUGUUCAAAGCCUGUCUGUGAGCCUGGCUGUGGUACACAUGGAACUUGCCAUGAACCCAACAAAUGUCAGUGUCAAGAAGGCUGGCACGGAAGACACUGCAAUAAAAGGUACGGAGCCAGCCUCAUGCAUGCCCUGAGGCCAGCAGGCGCCCGGCUCAGGCAGCACACGCCUUCACUUAAAAAGGCCGAGGGGAGGCAGGAUCCACCUGAAUCCAAUUACAUCUGGUGAACUCCGACAUCUGAAACGUUUUAAGUUACACCAAGUUCAUAGCCUUUGUUAACCUUUCAUGUGUUGAAUGUUCAAAUAAUGUUCAUUACAGUUAAGAAAACUGGCCUGAAUUUUAUUAGCUUCAUUAUAAAUCACUGAGCUGAUAUUUACUCUUCCUUUUAAGUUUUCUAAGUACGUCUGUAGAGUGAUGGCAUAGAUUUUCUUGUUUCAGUGUUUUGGGACAGAUUUGAUGUUAUGUCAGUGGAUCAGGUUAAAACUGUGUCUUUUCAGUUGUGUAGCUGGCAAAUUAUUUCCAAAAUUGCAAUGCAUUCACGGUGUCAAGGGGCUGGGGAACACUGAAGAAGAUACGUGGAACAAAAAUGCAUAAAUCACAGCGUUUGGAUGAAGCACUUAAUUGUGUUGAAGUUACAACAUUUCUAGUGUUAUUGUCAGGUAUUUAGACAUUUGUCACAUUUUUAAAAUUCCCCUUGUUUGUAAAUUCUCAACACAAUAUAUUUUGGCCUUACCAUGAUUCCAGAGAAUUCACUAGAAAGAAAGAAAGAAAGAAAGAAAGAAAGAAAGAAAGAAAGAAAGAACACUGUGGCAGUGGCAUUUAACAAUAUAAUAUAUGUAAACACAAUAAAAUAGGGAAUAUAAUGUAUGGACUUUUGGCAUUGGCUUGAAGCAAUAUAAUAUAUUGUAAACAAAACACAGCUCUUACGUAAUAAACAUUUUAUACUGUUUGUAUAAAAUAAAGGUGCUGCUUUAGUUUUCA
Panthera uncia (snow leopard) is the source of this 2149-nucleotide messenger RNA. RefSeq names its product WNT inhibitory factor 1 (gene WIF1). Bases 256 to 1395 code for a protein of 379 amino acids. Gene Ontology annotation, biological process: anatomical structure development. Gene Ontology annotation, cellular component: extracellular region; cell surface. The record is from RefSeq and is a predicted model, not a curated record. Lineage: Eukaryota; Metazoa; Chordata; Mammalia; Carnivora; Felidae. The transcript is spliced from 10 exons. Gene Ontology annotation, molecular function: signaling receptor binding.